Lampris incognitus (smalleye Pacific opah) is the source of this 2374-nucleotide messenger RNA. Its product is annotated as 26S proteasome non-ATPase regulatory subunit 11-like. Gene Ontology annotation, cellular component: proteasome regulatory particle, lid subcomplex. The record is from RefSeq and is a predicted model, not a curated record. Gene Ontology annotation, biological process: ubiquitin-dependent protein catabolic process. The transcript has 13 exons. Gene Ontology annotation, molecular function: protein binding; structural molecule activity. Bases 67 to 1335 code for a protein of 422 amino acids. NCBI's taxonomy places the organism in Eukaryota, Metazoa, Chordata, Actinopteri, Lampriformes, Lampridae.
GGACACCGGAAGACCGGCCGGAGCGGAGGAACCAGCCAGCCAGGCGGACGGACGGACGGAAGGAAGAUGGCAGCCGCGGCUGUGGCUGAGUUUCAGAAAGCCCAGUCUCUUCUCGGAACCAACCGGAACGCCUCCAUUGACAUUCUGCACUCCAUAGUAAAGCGCGACAUCCAGGAGAGCGAUGAGGAGGCAGUGCGUGUUAAGGAGCAGAGCAUCCUGGAGCUGGGUGGACUGCUCGCAGAGACGGGACAAGCUGCAGAACUUGGCGGGCUGCUGAAGUAUGUGCGCCCAUUCCUCAACUCCAUCUCCAAGGCCAAGGCAGCCCGGCUUGUCCGCUCCCUGCUGGACCUCUUCCUGGACAUGGAGGCAGCCACGGGCCAAGAGGUUGAGCUCUGUUUGGAGUGUAUACAGUGGGCAAAGGCAGAGAAGAGGACAUUCCUCAGGCAGGCAUUAGAGACCCGUCUAAUCUCUCUGUAUUUCGACACCAAGCAGUACCAGGAGGCCCUACAGCUCAGCUCCCAGUUGCUACUGGAGCUUAAGAAAAUGGAUGACAAGACCCUGCUGGUGGAGGUCCAUUUGCUGGAGAGUAAGAUCUACCAUGCCCUCAGUAACCUACCCAAAGCCCACGCUGCCCUCACCUCUGCCCGGACUACGGCCAACGCCAUCUACUGCCAACCCAAACUACAGGCAACACUAGACAUGCAGUCAGGGAUCAUUUAUGCGGCAGAGGAGAAGGAUUGGAAGACGCCCUACUCGUACUUCUAUGAGGCCUUUGAGGGCUAUGACUCCAUUGACAGCCCCAGAGCCAUCACAGCCCUUAAAUACAUGCUGCUCUGCAAAAUUAUGCUCAACACGCCAGAGGAUGUCCAGGCUCUGAUCAGUGGCAAACUAGCGCUGCGGUAUAUCGGCAGACAGACAGAUUCAUUAAAAUAUGUUGCACAAGCCAGCAAGAAUAGAUCACUGGCAGACUUUGAAAAGACGUUAACGGAGUACAAAGUAGAGCUGAGGGACGACCCCAUCAUCAGCACUCACCUGACCAAACUGUACGACAACCUGCUGGAGCAGAACCUCAUCAGGGUCAUCGAACCCUUCUCGAGAGUCCAGAUUGAACACAUUUCCAUGCGCCUCAAACUCUCCAAGGGAGAUGUGGAGAGGAAGCUGUCCCAGAUGAUUUUGGACAAGAAGUUCUACGGGAUACUGGACCAAGGCGAGAGUGUGCUGAUCGUCUUCGAUACGCAGCUGGUGGACAAGACGUAUGAAGCCGUUCUGGAGACCAUUCACAACAUGAGCAAAGUGGUCGACUCUCUCUACAACAAAGCCAAGAAGCUCACAUAGAGAGAGCCGACCGUGUCUCCUCCUAUCCGGAGCGACGCCGGCUAGUUAGACCUCCUUUUUGAUCGCUGACUCGGAGCCGGGAGAAAGGAAGAGAGGAGGACGAGGCGCGUACAGACUCCUUCAAAAAAAAGAAAAACAGGAAAGAAAAGAUAAAAAAAAAACCACAGCGACGCAACUGAAAACUACCCAACAGGACCACAGACUGACGGGGGCGACGUCCCGCCUCCUCUUCCACCGCCAUCCAGCCGCUCGCUCUCCUUCCCUCCUCUCCGCCUGCCAUCCGUCAGACCUGACUUGGGUUUGAGCUGGCAUGAAGUGCUCCCCCCGAUGGACAAAUCCAGGCACCACGCCCUCCUGCUCUCCCACCACUGGUUUCUAAUGUAACGGGGCAGCCUCCCUUUCUUUUUCCUUUUUUUUGUCGUCUUUCUUGGUUCUUCUCUGCGCUGGCCAUCAGGGAAGCUUGUAAAAUAACAGUGAAUGAUACAUAUACAGUACUUAUACCUACAUGUACGAUUAAGAAAGUAAUACUACGAAGCCAGGCGUUGGUCCGUACUCGGAGCGAAUCCAGGGGUGAAUGUGGGUCUUGUCGUGUCGCUUGUUUAUUCGCCAACCUCCUCCGGAGCCGCCCAGGUUUGUUGUGGUGCCCCAUCUCGUCACCCGCGAACGAGUUUUUUGAAAGACACUAGCUCUCAGCCCCCCACCCCCCACCACCACCCAGCUCAUCCUCUUCACCUCCUCACCACGGUGCCCACUCACCACAUUUUGCUCCUUUGCGAGGCAUUCUGGGACUUGUAGAGCGGCCCUGUGCCCCCCCCCCCGACACCACCUCACCCCGGGAACGGACGCUGCAGGGAGAGGACGGUCUGGGAUUCAGACGUGUGUUGUAACUUUUGACAUUCUCUCAUCUUGUCUCACACCACAACAUGCCAUGUGUGUACAUAAUGUUGGAAGGGCCUGGUCGUUUCACACUGUCCUGCAAAAUCCCUGCUUUUUUUUAAAAAAUAUAUAUAUAUAAUACAGAAGUUCAGAAUACAGCAAC